GAAUUCGGCUGCGAAUUUGUUGAAACGGGCGUCCAAGUGAAGUGGGCUACCCGACCCGCCUGGACCGAACCCACUCCCCGAACCCGCCACUUCUGCAGCUCCGCCGGCGGCGGCGGCGGCGGCGACCGGGGGGAUGGACAGAAUGCGAUGACGCACGCGGAGGCGAAAAGGCUGAUGAGGCUGGUGAACGUGGAGGAGCUCAAGGAGAAGCUGGGCGUGGAGAGGAAAGAGGUAAUUCCCUACGCCGAGCUUUUGAAGGCCUGUGAGGGCAUCGGCGCGGCUAAUUCGGCCGACGAGGCGGCUGCCUUUGCCAGAGUCCUCGACGAGGCCGGCGUCGUUUUGCUUUUCCGGGACAGAGUCUAUCUCCAUCCGGAUAAGAAAACUCGUGCAAAAGACGAGCUCAGAAAACUUGAGGAGAAAAAGGAGGAAAUCGACAUGCUGGCCCACAAACAGGUCCGCCGCAUAUUGUGGGCCGGGCUGGGCCUUGCUAUGGUGCAAGUCGGGCUUUUCUUCCGACUGACCUUUUGGGAAUUAUCUUGGGAUGUAAUGGAGCCCAUUGCAUUUUUCACGACCACAAGUAGCAUAGUAUUAGGCUAUGCUUAUUUCUUGUUCACCUCAAGGGACCCGAGCUACCAGGACUUGCUCAAGAGGCUCUUCCUCUCGAGGCAUAGAAAGCUCGUCAAGAAAUAUAAUUUCGACAUUAAGAGGUUUGUGGAAUUGCAGAGAAUGACCAAAUUGCCCCUCGAGUCGUGCGCAGCCAUCAAGAGGCGGACGGGUAGAAUUGGAUCCGGAGGACCUUUUACACAAUCAUUGAUUUUUCCGGGGUUUUAUUUUAUUGACACGUUUUUGCUGGUGUUUUUUCGUUAUCUUUCGAAAAUCGAUCAAAAGCUUUCGUCUUUUUUUGUUCGAGGAGUGCUGAUGAUGGUGAUGAUAAUGAACUACUUACCACAUUCACAAGAAAAGGUCAGUUAUCAUGUUGCACAAACCGACCACGGCCUAUAUACCGAUUAUUAA
This is a messenger RNA of Striga asiatica, 1014 nucleotides long. The record is from the annotation of a GenBank genome assembly. Lineage: Eukaryota; Viridiplantae; Streptophyta; Magnoliopsida; Lamiales; Orobanchaceae.